Messenger RNA from Aspergillus brunneoviolaceus CBS 621.78, 928 nucleotides. RefSeq names its product putative short chain-type dehydrogenase. The transcript is spliced from 4 exons. The record is from RefSeq and is a predicted model, not a curated record. Bases 188 to 928 code for a protein of 246 amino acids. Lineage: Eukaryota; Fungi; Ascomycota; Eurotiomycetes; Eurotiales; Aspergillaceae. Gene Ontology annotation, molecular function: oxidoreductase activity, acting on the CH-OH group of donors, NAD or NADP as acceptor.
CAGCAAGACUCGCCAACAAAUCAAUUGAGGCGAGAUCCACUUGGUAGAAACCAUGCUGACAGAUCCAAUCGACCUUCUGGAUCUAAACCUCCAUAGAUAACUACGCUACCGUCCCCGUUCGAAAACAGACUACUUGCCUAUGUCCCGGCACUAAUCGACACUCCAACGCAUCCUUUCAAAAGCAGAUAUGUCCACCAUCCUCAUCACCGGCAGCUCCCGCGGCCUCGGCCUUGAGCUCGUCCAGCAAUUCGCCGCCCUCCUCCCUGAGAACGGCCUCAUCAUCGCCGCCGCCCGGAACACCACUCCCGCGCUGGAGGAGGUCAUCGCGCGCGAGAAGGGCCGCGUGGCGUUCGUCGCGCUGGACAUCACCGACGAGGCCAGCGUCGUCCGGUCCGCAGAGGAGGUUCGGGGCGUAUUGGGGGGGGAUCGGAAGCUCGAGAUCCUGGUCAAUUGCGCCGGGGUUAUUGGGGAGACGCAGGAGAAGGCUGGCUCCUCGGCGGACCUCGAUUUCACGCUCUCGGUGAACGUGACGGGCACGCAUAAUGUCACCCGCUCGUACCUGCCGCUCAUGCAGGGUGCGCCGGUAAAAAAGGUUAUGAACAUCUCAAGCCAGUACGGCUCGAUGGCCCGCGCGCGCGCCAACGACUACGCCAAACUGCCGGCGUACAAGGUCAGCAAGGCGGCGCUGAAUGCGUUGACGGUGCAGUAUGCUCUGUCCUACGAGGCGGACGGGUUCGUGUUCAUGGCAGUGCAUCCGGGGUGGCUGCAAACCGAUAUGGGGGGCAGUGGGGCCGACCUCACCGUUUCCCAGGGCGCAAAGGCUGUGCUGGAGGUGAUUGUGGCGGUGGAUGAGAAGUCGAACGGGACGUUUAAGAAUAUUCAUGUGGAGAGUUCGGAGAUUUAUCGUGGAGAGGAGAUCCCUUGGUGA